UUUUGAGUCCGGGCAGCCGGGAGCCAGGCAGCGACCUCGUACCUGGCGCCCAUUUCUGUUAGAAGCUGCGCGUCCAGGGGCCCGUAUGCCUGCAGUGGGUGCUUUGCCCGAAUCCAACAUGGUCGCCUGGAGCCUCUUGUACGGUCAGGUGAUCUGAGGCGGUCACCUGCGCCCUGUGGGAGGCGGCCACGUGGCUGACGGGCUGUAGCUGGACCUCUGCUCCCAUCCAGUGCAUUGUGGACAGUGCUUUGAGUAGAAAUCAAGGUUACGUAGUGAAUGAAGUUUUGAUCUCUGAUAAUAGACGAUAUGUGGAUUUCAUGUCCAGCAUGGCUGAGAAGAGGAGCUCAAGUGGACAAUCACUCCUGCUGUUGCUGAUCAUUGCUGUGGCCUUUGCAUAUUUAACUGUCUGUCCAUUUACAAAAGUGGAGGAGAGCUUCAACCUCCAAGCCAUCCAUGACAUUGUGUACCACAGACUGGACUUGGAGAAGUACGACCAUCAUGAGUUUCCUGGAGUUGUCCCAAGAACGUUUCUUGGACCAGUCUUUAUUGCUGCGCUUUCCAGCCCAGCUAUAUUCGUGCUGUCUAGGUUGCAAAUGUCCAAGUUUUACUCACAACUGAUAGUCCGAGGAAGUCUGGGGCUUAGUGUGAUUUAUGCACUAUGGAAGUUAAAGAAAGAAGUCAGAAAGCAGUUUGGAUCAACUGUAUCGACGAUCUUCUGUCUAAUAACUGUUACUCAGUUUCAUCUAAUGUUUUAUUGCACUCGAACACUUCCCAAUAUGUUUGCACUUCCUGUUGUUCUCUUGGCACUUACAUCUUGGAUACAGCAAAAGCACGGACCAUUUAUUUGGUUCUCAGCACUGGCAAUUAUUGUCUUCAGAUCAGAGCUCUGUAUCUUCUUGGGCCUCAUGCUUCUGGUGACAUUAUUAAGUAAAAGAAUCUCCAUUUUAAAGAUGCUUUCCCAUGCUGUUGCUGCUGGCGUUGUUUGGUUGGGACUAACAGUUGCUGUGGACUCCGUAUUUUGGAGGCAGCUUCUAUGGCCGGAGGGGAAAGUCCUUUGGUAUAAUACAGUUUUAAAUAAAAGUUCAAACUGGGGAACUUCUCCCUUCUUGUGGUAUUUCUAUUCAGCCCUGCCUCGUGCUUUGGGAUGCAGCAUUAUAUUUGUGCCUCUAGGUGCAGCAGACAAAAGGACUCGGGUAUUAAUUCUGCCAACGCUGGGUUUUAUUUUUUUGUAUUCUUUUCUCCCACAUAAAGAGCUGCGGUUUAUCAUAUACACUUUCCCCGUCUUCAACAUAGUGGCUGCCAAAGGUUGCACACGAAUUUUGCAUAACUACAAAAAAUCCUGGCUAUAUAAACUCGGAUCGCUGUUGGUUAUGACACAUCUCCUAAUUAAUGCUGCUUAUUCAGGAACAUCAUUAUAUAUUUCACAUUUCAACUACCCUGGAGGAGUUGCAAUACAGAAAUUACAUGAGUUGGUGCCUUCAACAGCAGAUGUCUCUGUCCAUAUUGAUGUGGCUGCUGCACAGACUGGAGUUUCUCGAUUUUUGGAAGUCAACUCGAAUUGGAGGUAUGACAAAAGGGAAGAUGUUAAACCUGGGGACCAGAUGAUGAUGUCUUAUACACACAUUCUAAUGGAAAUGGAUCCCAUCCAAGUAUCUCAUUACAAGAUGACCCAUCGGCCACUUGCACAUAUAUCAGGCAUCAACAGAAUUGGGUUGAACCUUACCACACUACCUCCUUUUACUUUAAGCUUAAAAACAAAAUUAAUACUGUUGGAAAAGCUUACUCGCUCUUCUUGACCAUAAGGAAGUUUUCUGACAUAACUUCACUGAUGACUUGAUAAUCUCCAAAAUAAUUGCAAUUUGCCUAACAAUGCAGUUCAGCAGCUAUGGAAAAAAUACAAUCUUUGUACUGAUUAACUUAUUUACGUAUACAGCUGUUUCUUACAUAAAUUACAGAAAGCUUUCCAAUGUUAUGUAAAUCCAAUCCACAUCAUGAUUGAACCGUAUAUUGUAUGUAUCUUCUUUGAAACAUUUUCAAGGUCAGCAUUAUUAAAUAAUUUGAUUUUUUUUGGCCUGUUUACCAAUGCAAUAUAUACAUGUUUUUAAAUGCCUGGUAUGAAAAAUAUAAUGGAGCAGGUGUAUGCUAUUCUGUGGUAUUUAAUCCUUGGGCAUUACAGAUGUACUGCUUGAUGGUUCUACUGUAUAAAUUGUGAUUUUUUUUCCCACUAAAUUGCUAUGUGAAACUUUAAUAAUCUCAUUUUGUAUCAUAGCAAAGCCACAUUCAUUGUAGCUUUGUCACUAUAUAUAAUUGUGCUUUGUAAGCUGUUAAAUAAUUAAAGUUACAAGAACCCA
Messenger RNA from Chelonia mydas (Green sea turtle), 2351 nucleotides. It is a transcript of the gene ALG12, whose product is annotated as ALG12 alpha-1,6-mannosyltransferase. The record is from RefSeq and is a predicted model, not a curated record. Gene Ontology annotation, molecular function: alpha-1,6-mannosyltransferase activity. Gene Ontology annotation, biological process: protein N-linked glycosylation. The transcript has 11 exons. Gene Ontology annotation, cellular component: endoplasmic reticulum membrane. Bases 318 to 1796 code for a protein of 492 amino acids. NCBI's taxonomy places the organism in Eukaryota, Metazoa, Chordata, Testudines, Cheloniidae.